This is a messenger RNA of Archocentrus centrarchus (flier cichlid), 4051 nucleotides long. RefSeq names its product integrin alpha-3-like. Gene Ontology annotation, cellular component: integrin complex; external side of plasma membrane. Gene Ontology annotation, molecular function: integrin binding. The record is from RefSeq and is a predicted model, not a curated record. NCBI's taxonomy places the organism in Eukaryota, Metazoa, Chordata, Actinopteri, Cichliformes, Cichlidae. The transcript has 29 exons. Gene Ontology annotation, biological process: leukocyte migration; cell-matrix adhesion; cell adhesion mediated by integrin. Bases 139 to 3270 code for a protein of 1043 amino acids.
GGGAGGCAUCUGGGUGCGUGCAGAUCAGUCUGUGAGCAGACGGUGGAGAAGUCGGACGGAGCAGAGCGGGAAUCAAACCGAUGACCUGCAGAGGACGAACCAAUAAUCCAACAGACAGAGAAAAAGGUGUGUGUCUCCAUGGCGACAGGUGUGUGUGCAUUGCUGAGUGUGUGUGUUGGUGUGUGUGCAGCCUUUAACCUUGACACAUCAUUUCCGCUGCUGAAGGAAGGCGAACAUGGAAGCUUGUUUGGAUUUUCAGUUGCUCUACACCAAGACCUGAAGACUGACAGUUACCAGCUAUUGGUUGGAGCCCCCAGGGAGAAGGCAGAGCCAAAUGUUCCAGCCAAUCGUACAGGAGGAGUUUACACCUGCCCAAUCAGUCCCGACCAGUCAGACUGCAAGAGGAUCCAGCUCAUGGAUCCAGCCCUGAUCAAGUCUGAUGACCUGGUCGAAGACAUGUGGUUGGGUGUUUCGGUAGCCAGUCAGGGCCGGCCUGGGGGGCGUGUCCUGGCGUGUGGUCACCGCUUCGUUAAACUCUAUGGUGCAUUUAGACUCAGGCACAUGAUUGGCCGGUGCUAUCUCCGUGGCAACAACCUGCAGUACAAUGAGAAUGACUCACAAUGGCAAGAUCCAGAACUUCCUUGCAGUCAUCUGGGUGAUGUCACAGGUGAGGUAAUGUGCACCAUGGGGAUGUCAGCUGCCAUCACUCAGAGCGAAGUCAUUGUUGGCUCACCUGGAAGCUUUGAAUGGCAAGGAAAUGUCCAUGUCUCCUGGAUGAAUCCUGAUAAUGAAUUUAACAUCAAGAAGAGCUCCUUCCCCAACAAGAAUCACAGGAACAUCUACAUCGGAUAUUCUGUCACUCAGGCUUCUCGCCUUCUCUCGGAAGAUGGUGAAACCCUCAUAACAGGAGCUCCUCGGGACCGUAUGGAAGACGCUCGUGGCUCGGUGCUGCUGGUAGUCAAGCUCUCUGGUAAACUGGUGAUUCAGCAGACGCUGCAUGGGCAACAGAUGGGCUCGUACUUCGGAAAUGCAGUGGCAACCGCCGACCUCAACAAUGAUGGGUGGAAUGACCUGCUGGUGGGUGCGCCUUUUUAUUUCCACCGUCAUGAGGAGGUGGGCGGGGCAGUUUAUGUCUACAUGAACGGAGGUGGGAAGUUCGACUCUGAACCAAGCAUGGUGCUGGGAGGGCCGGUAGCAUCUGCAUUCGGCAUGGCUGUGGCUGCUGCAGGAGACCUCAACCAGGAUGGCUUCCAGGAUUUUGCAGUUGGAGCUCCUUUUCAUGAAACAGGAAGCGUGAUGAUCUGGACAGGAAGCAGUGAGGGCAUUGCUACAAAACCAAGCCAGGUGAUCCGAGGCAGUGCAGUCUCUCCUGUAUUCAGGACUUUUGGGUACUCUCUUUCUGCCAGUGGGGAUGUUGAUGGGAACAAUUAUCCGGACCUGCUGGUUGGCUCUCUAGACGACAUGGUCGUUCUGCUCAGGACUCGACCAGUCAUCUAUCUUAAUAAAACACUUAGAGUUUCUCCGGACAUCAUCGACCCAAACAGCUGUGACUUCUGUAUACAGGUGGAGGUGUGUUUCUCCUACACGUUCAGAAGGGAGGAGAAGAGCGACAGAGACAACAUCACUAUCCUCUUCACAGUGACCGCUGACAUCACCAGCCUCAAGCCCCGCCUCCAUUUCCUUGACAACAGGCAGAGCGUGUACUCUGAUUACCUGUCGAUGCCAAAGGAACAGUGCAGGACGCUGAGAGUGGGACUGCUGGCUGUGAUCAGAGACAAAGUGGAACCUCUAGUGUUUUCCCUGAACAUCUCUUUGCAUGAAAAGCUUCCCAAGAAAAGAAAAGUGGUGCAGGAUCUGAAACGCCUCCCGGUGCUGAGUGAGACCCCAAGACCCAUCAGAACCCAGAUCCACAUUCAGAAGGCCUGCGGUUCUGAUAACCGCUGCCACAGUAACCUGCAGAUGACGGCGCGGUUCACCGAUGAGCGCCAGAAACCGUUCACCGAGCUUGAGGGCACUCAGGUGUUGUACUACAACUCCACCAUCAAGAGGUUGUUUCUGCAGGUUAACGUCAGUAACACGCCAUCACCAGGCCGGCCAGCAGAGGACGCUCAUAACACCAUUCUGAACAUCAGCAUCCCGCCAUCGCUCAUUUACUCUGGGGUGGAAACAAAGGGUGAUGCCUCAGCCGUGGUGGAGUGCUCUGUCAAGGAGACCUUUCUCUUGUGUGAGCUCGGCAACCCUUUUAGAAGCAACCAGAAGGUUCAGGUUUUGAUCAAAUUUCAGCCAUCUGAGAUCAGUUUGGACACUCAGGAGAUUCGGUCUCUGCUGCAGCUGUCUACGCUCAGCGAGCAGUGGGAUCUCUCCCCAAAAUCCGUCUCCAUGCUGGUGAAGUACUGCUUGCAGACGUCUCUCAAUCUAAUCAAUGUGCCAGGCCCCACCUCCUUCAGUGGUCACGUGACUGGUGAGGCAGCAAUGAAGAAGACAGAGGACAUCGGUAGCCUGCUGCUCUUCACCUUCCAGGUGCAUGUCCACGGAAAGCCAUUGGGUCACCUGGGCAACCUAGAGGUGGAGUUUGAUUGGCCACUGGAGGCGACCAAUGGGAAGUGGCUGCUGUACCUCACAGAGAUCCAACUAAGCGGCACCUCAGAACCAAGCUGCUCUCCACCCGGCAACAUCAUCAACCCCCUCAACCUUAUGCUGUCGAAGGAGGAGGAGAAGAAGAUGAAGAGGAGUCUGGAUGAAGUAAAGGAGGAAGAGGAACAGACGGACAAAACUCCACCUGUCCUCCAUCUGCAGAGAGCAAAGAAGAAGUCCUACGCUCUGGACUGUGUCCACGGGGCAAAGUGCGUGAAGUUCGUCUGUCCUCUCAUGAAUAUGAACAACUCGGCAACUUUGAACAUCAGAGCCAGACUUUGGAACUCCACCAUGAUCGAGGACUACAGUGAUGCAAGUAGCGUGUUGGUUCGAGGCAGCGCAUCUUUGAAGCUGCAGACCAACAAACCCACCAUCAGCAUUGAGUCUCCGAGUUCACAGAUUGAGGUCCACAUCUAUCCAGAGCUGGAGCUGCAGGUGGACUCUGGCGCCCCCCUGUGGAUCAUUGUGGUGUCUGUCCUGGCAGGUGUCCUGCUUCUGGCCCUGCUCUGUCUGCUGCUCUGGAAGUGUGGGUUCUUCAGGAGAGCCAGCACCAGGGAGCUGUAUCAGGCGAAGACCCAGAAGGCCCACGUGAAGAGCCAGCCAUCUGAGAACGACAGGCUGACCGAGGAGCUCUGAGGCUGGGACACUGCAGCCAGAGAGCCCCGCCUGCGGUUUCUUUGUGCGUCAGGGGGUGUGGCAGACGGCAGUGCUCCACCAGCGGAGGAUUGUGGGUAAAGACAAGCUACAGCAGCAGCAGUACAUGAAUGCUGAUGGAUUCCUGAUCCAGGAUCAGGUUUCCUCAACCCGAAAUAGGAAAUCCCCAAAACACUGGGUCACUUCCUGGACUGAGACUCACUGAGAGACUCUGAAACACAAACCAAAGUGGACCAGAACCAGACCAGUUCUGAACCAGAUCCAGCUGGCCCAGAAGGAAACCAGUGGACUAAGCUGGACCCACACACUGCCAGUGAGAGUCUGCUGUCAGGUGCAAACCUCAUAAUGUGUUUACAGUCAGUGUUCUUAUUGCAGUUGGCGAUGUGAGGUUUUCAGCUGACAGCAGAGCAGACUGAUUCCAGAUUUCUGGUUCCUGAUCUGUGUAUGUGUACAUUUCCCAGCAGUGGAUUGAGCGGAUGCUGAUUGAUCUGGAAACUGAUCUGUGUUUUGCUUUAUAGGGUUGGUAUAAAAAUGAGGGGAAUGCUCCUUUUACAUGGCAGCAGGGGUCAUUGACCUCUGUGCUGCCUUCAAGGGCUUCUUAUGUACUCCCAUUUCGAUGAUUUAAGAAAGCUGUUAGUAAUUCCGUCCCUGCUGCCUUCAAGUGCUGAAAGAUCCCGUAGUAAAAAUUGUUGUCGGCUCUCCUGUGAAACUAUUUUCUUGUGUGCUUUUACAGGCUGUUUUUGUAUAUUUGUGAUAUUUCUGA